CUGGGUGAAGAGUUCCUCGGCUCUGAAGUUUCAAAGCAAGCUGUGAUUUUUACAGAUCACGCCGUGGAGAUCCAUCAGAGCCAAGGCUUCAGACUUUAGGAAGCUUCAUAAAGGGAUUUAUUAAAGGAUAGAUGCCUGAUGGAGACGAUGGACAUCAGACUGACCCUGAAACAUCCGGUGAAGAUCAUACCAUGGAGGAACAACAACUUCAGCCUGGUGGAGAAGGAAGCUCCUCUUUCUGAGCAGGCAGAGAUCUGCGUUGGAGUCUAUCUGCUGCUCUUAGGUUUGCUCUCCUGGGUCGGGAACAGUAUCGUGAUCCUGGUUCUGUACAGACAGAGACUCGUCCUCCAGCCUACAGACCUCCUGACCUUUAACCUGGCCAUCUCCGACGCCGCCGUAGCCGUGUUCGGAUACUCCAGAGGAAUCGUGGAGAUCUUUAAUGUGUUUAGAGAUGAUGGAUACGUCACUAAAUGGAUUUGGACCUGCCAGGUGAAUGGUUUUAUGACCUUGCUCUUCGGUUUGGCCAGUAUGAACACUCUUACCAUCAUCAGCAUCACCAGAUACAUCAAAGGAUGCCACGCUAAUAAAGCGUACUGUAUAAACAAGAACACCAUCUCCAUCUCCAUCAUCUGCAUCUGGACGGGGGCGCUCUUCUGGUCUAUGGUUCCUCUGCUGGGGUGGGGAAGUUAUACAGACCGUGGAUACAGUACCUGUGAGGUGGACUGGACCAAAGCCAACUACUCCACCAUCUACAAGUCCUUCAUCAUCUCCGUCCUCACCUCCUGCUUCAUCAUCCCCAUGAUGCUCAUGCUGUUCUCCUACAGCUCAGUUCUUCACACAGUGAAGGGCAGGAACGCCAUGACGGCCGACGGUUUCUUCUCUGAGAGACAGAGGAAAGUGGAGAGAGAUGUAACCAGGGUCUCCAUGGCGAUCUGUACGGUCUUCACGCUGGCCUGGUCUCCGUACGCCGUGGUCUCCAUGCGCUCAGCCUGGGGUUUAGCCACGCCCAGCACCACCAGCCUGUUCGCCCGGCUACUGGCCAAGUCCUCCUGCUUCUACAACCCCAUCAUCUACCUCGCCAUGAGCUCCAAGUUCCGCAAGGACGUCUCCGCCCUCUCGCCCUGCUCCACCCACACCCGGGAGGAGGUCCAUCUCCAGCAGUUCAAACCCCUCAAACCCACAGCUGAUCCUCAGCCGGAGCAGGAGAACCACACCAAGCUGGAGGUGGUGGUGGAGGACAGGGACUCGGGGGUGAACAGCCCCACACAUACGCCUACUUUACCCAGCAGGGGGGUCUUCCACGUCCCCAUCCCACCCCAGAGCAGAUCCUCCGGGCUGCCGGAGAUGGAGAGCGACAAACUCUGAAAGAAUUCAAUUUCAGAAACUUGAAUAAAUCCAUAUUUGUUACUUGAAUUACUUGAAUGAAUGUUGGGAUAUUUGCUUAUUAAUUUAUUAAAAAGAGUUUAUCCUUAAA
This is a messenger RNA of Astyanax mexicanus (Mexican tetra), 1474 nucleotides long. Its product is annotated as opsin-5-like. The transcript has 6 exons. Gene Ontology annotation, molecular function: G protein-coupled receptor activity. NCBI's taxonomy places the organism in Eukaryota, Metazoa, Chordata, Actinopteri, Characiformes, Acestrorhamphidae. The record is from RefSeq and is a predicted model, not a curated record. The coding region runs from base 139 to 1365 and encodes 408 amino acids. Gene Ontology annotation, biological process: G protein-coupled receptor signaling pathway. Gene Ontology annotation, cellular component: membrane.